Cataglyphis hispanica is the source of this 2234-nucleotide messenger RNA. Its product is annotated as phospholipase B1, membrane-associated-like. The record is from RefSeq and is a predicted model, not a curated record. Lineage: Eukaryota; Metazoa; Arthropoda; Insecta; Hymenoptera; Formicidae. Gene Ontology annotation, biological process: phospholipid metabolic process. The transcript is spliced from 9 exons. Bases 616 to 1863 code for a protein of 415 amino acids. Gene Ontology annotation, molecular function: glycerophospholipase activity.
UCGGCUUUCUUCGCGUAACCGACACUUGAAGUUUCCCGAUGUUUUCGCGAGAAUACUUAUUAACUUAUUAAAAUUAUAAUUUCGCGCGACAGAGUUUGGUGCUUAGAUAAUUAUUUGACAGUUUGUUGAGCGCCUCUGCGUAGAAAAUAACGAUUUUUAUGGCAAAAGGAAGGAAAUUAAUCACGUAGUUUUCGACUUGAAGGUGUUGUCAUGAUGAAAAUGUUCAUGAUUUGAAAAAGCUAAUCUUAGAUAUGUAAAAGUUAAUUUACAUACAAUAAGGAAAAACUAAUUACAAUAAAAAAUUUCUAAAUUUUUAAUAACAAAUUUUGUGAUGCUUAAACAAUUCCUCAAUUGUAAUGAUGCGGGAUAAUAGAUCACCAGAUGAUAAGUUUGCAGUUCUCUUCAGUCGAAGACUUGUCAAAGACGCUCGCUAGGAUUGAAGCAGGGAAUCAAUGGCGUCCGGAAGUCUCGUCUCUUUUCGAUCAAGUCGAAAACCGAAGAUCUUUUUCAACAUAAAAUGAUUAGCAAUUGAAGAAUAAAAAAGUCUGAAGAAAAUCGAAAAGAGAUUUCUUCGCUCACCAAUCUCGAAAUACUUGUUGAUAACUCUCGAGAAUCAUGCGAGUUCAAAUAAUUUACUUAUGUCUGGCCAUUGUUGGCUUUCAUACGAGCGAUUGCAUGACCUUCAUGGAUUUCUUGUACAGUAUACUUCAAGCAGGCAAGAAAAAAAUUGAUGCAAAUGGAAUUUCAUAUCCUAUGCUAGGCAGCAACGUACGAAGACAACCAAUAAUCCCCGAUAAUAUUUCGUUUCCUUGUAACGUGCGUUCUGGCAGAUCCUUAUCAAUACCAGAUAACGUUCAUCGAUUAAGACCAGGCGACAUUGAUGUGAUCGGUGGUCUUGGCGAUUCCUUAGUCGCCGGCAACGGCGCUAUGGAAGAGUUUGCUACAGGAGCCUUCAUCGAGGCACGCGGGGUCAGUUGGUGCGCCGGAGGCCAGGGCAAUUGGAGGCAGUUUCUCACGCUUCCUAACAUUUUGAAGAUAUUUAAUCCGAAAUUAACCGGAUAUUCUACCGGCACGGGUGAGUUUCAUUCAACCUCGGCGAAACUAAACAUUGCCUUCCCAGUUGCUGCUACGGAGGACGCGUUACAGCAAGCGAAAAUCUUAGUGCAGAGAAUCAAGAGCGAUCCGAAAAUAAAUGUGAAGAAACAUUGGAAGCUUAUUACAAUCUUAUUUGGAGCUAAUGAUAUUUGCUCAGCGCAAUGUUACAGUCCGCAACAGUUCUCGCCAAUGCGUUACGCCUUGCAGUUACGAAAAGUGCUUGAUUACUUAAGGAUGACGCUUCCUCGCACGUUGGUCAAUCUAAUCCCAGCCAUAGAUGUCACGGUUUCAAUUAGAGUAAAGCAAAGUGUCAUGUGCAAGAUAUUGCAUCCUCUUUAUUGCUCCUGUAUGCACAUAGGUAAUCGACCGGAAAUUGUCGCGUCGAAUAUGUCACGACUCUAUCAGCAGGCCGCCGAAACUUUAAUAUCUUCAGGAAGGUACGAUAAAUCACCGGAGUUCACUGUGGUAUUACAACCAUUUACUAAAUUAUUCAAUGCACCUAACGCAGAUCCUAAUCAUGCACCGCUUAUCGAUUCUACUUUGGUCACAUACGACUGUUUCCACUUUAGUCAAAAAGGACAUGCGCUUGGUGCCAAUCUUUUAUGGAAUAAUAUGUUGGAACCGGUCGGAAACAAAACGGAAAAUGGGUUACCUAAGAUACUGGAAAGAGUACUCUGUCCUACAAAAAGUGCACCCUACAUCUUUACGAACGUUAAUUCGCACUUUUUCCGAAUGACCGGCAGGCAAGAUGAAAUUGUGCCCAGAUAACAAAAUUUGGUAGCGAUCGAGCAUGAUUUAUCAAAAUAUUUAUACAAUGCAAUAAGACAUCGAAUAAAUUAGAUGAAAUAAUAAUACAUUACCAAUAUAUAUAUGUAUAUAUUAUUAUUCGUAUAAAAUUUCUGGUUAAAGAGAAACAUAAAUGAAAUACUAAAUAAUUUAAAUAUAAUGACAAUAUAUAUAUAUAUAUAAUAGUAUUUUAGUGAAAAUUAAGCACUUUUGUUUAUAUAUAUUUGCUAAAAUAGUGUACGAAUAAUUAUUAUAUAUCGCUAAUUAUUAUAUAUCAUUAACAAUGAUUUUAUUGUUUCUCACAUAUAUUUGAGAAGAAUGUAAUUAUCUGAAAUGUAUAAUAACAUUUUCAA